AUGCGAAGAACUUCUGUGUCGCUGCCGACGAAGCAACCCGCCCGAGAUCCACACGAGAAACCCGGUCGAUUCGCACCUGCUCAACAGAAUACUGGUCUGUUCGCAGCGCUGAGAAAGAUGUCUCAAGCCCAGAAGACGAGGUGGAUGAGGACAGGCGCCAUCGCCUUCUUCGUCGUCUUCCUCUUCUGGUAUCUGUCCCCCAGAGGCGUCAACGUCUACGACGGUGGAGUCUCCAGGGGCGGCGCUGGUGGCCAAGUCCCCACGGAUGCCUCCUACGGCACCGAAAAGUGCGUUCAGUCCAGCUCCAAGUCGAAGCCUAUCGUCCAGUACGUUUUGAUGAUCGACGCCGGCAGCACGGGCUCCCGGAUCCAUGUCUACAAGUUCAACAACUGCGGCUCCACUCCCGAACUCGAGCACGAAGAGUUCAAGAUGACUGAGAAGUCGGUCGGCGGUCUGAGCAAGUACAAGGACGACCCCGAGGCUGCCGCUGCGACUCUCGACGUCUUGAUGGAUGUCGCCAUGCAGAACGUCCCUGAUAAACUCAAGUCCUGCAGCCCCGUCGCGGUGAAAGCGACGGCCGGACUUCGCAUGGUCGGAACCGAGAAUGCCGACAAGAUCCUCGCGGCCGUCCGCAACCGUCUCGAGACCAAGUACCCCUUCCCCGUCGUCGCCAAGGAGCAGAACGGAGUUGCAAUCAUGGAUGGUGCCGACGAAGGUGUUUAUGCCUGGAUCACGACCAACUACCUCCUCGGCAAGAUUGGCGGUCCCGACAAGAGUCCCACUGCCGCCGUUUUCGACCUCGGCGGUGGCUCGACCCAGAUUGUCUUCGAGCCCACCUUUAAGGGAGCUGCGGACGGAGGCAUGCCAGAGAAGCUCGCGGAGGGUGACCACAAGUACGACCUUGCUUUCGGCGGACAAAAGUUCGAGCUCUACCAGCACUCCCAUCUCGGAUAUGGUUUGAUGAGCGCCCGCAAGGCUGUUCAUAAGACCUUGGUCCAGGAGAUCUACGAGAGCAAGAAGCCCGAUGACAGUUGGGUCAAGCAGCCCAUUGUCCACCCUUGCAUCGCCCCCGGCAUGGUCAGGGAGGUCGAGGUCGAGCUGGAUGACAACCACCCUCUCGGCAAGACGGUGACCUUCAACAUGACUGGCCCCUCUCAGGCUGCCCCUGCUCAGUGCCGCAACCUCGCCGAGAAGAUUUUGAAGAAGGACGAGGGCUGCAAGCUCGCUCCAUGCUCCUUCAACGGUAUUCAUCAGCCCUCGCUGGCCAAGACCUUUAGCCGUGAGGAUGUCUACAUCUUCUCCUACUUCUACGACCGUACCAAACCCCUCGGCAUGCCUGACUCCUUCACCCUUCGCGAGAUGCACGACCUUGCCAACUCCGUCUGUGGCGGCGAGAACUCGUGGGAUUUGUUCGCCAGUAUUCCUGGCGCGCUCAAGGAGCUCCAGGGCCGCCCGGAGCACUGCCUCGACCUCAACUUUAUGAUGGCCCUCCUCCACACCGGAUACGAGAUGCCCAUCGAUCGCGAGGUCAAGAUUGCCAAGAAGAUCAAGGGCAACGAGCUGGGCUGGUGCCUCGGUGCUAGUUUGCCCCUUCUCUCUCCUAACUCCGGCUGGAAAUGCAGGAUCGACCAGGUCAACUAG
Molecule: messenger RNA, 1641 nt
Organism: Colletotrichum higginsianum IMI 349063
Lineage: Eukaryota; Fungi; Ascomycota; Sordariomycetes; Glomerellales; Glomerellaceae
Product: Guanosine-diphosphatase
Exons: 3
Coding region: 1-1641 (546 amino acids)
Biological process (GO): nucleoside diphosphate catabolic process; protein N-linked glycosylation
Cellular component (GO): Golgi apparatus; membrane
Molecular function (GO): GDP phosphatase activity; UDP phosphatase activity
Source: RefSeq, a predicted model, not a curated record